Molecule: messenger RNA, 2310 nt
Organism: Raphanus sativus (radish)
Lineage: Eukaryota; Viridiplantae; Streptophyta; Magnoliopsida; Brassicales; Brassicaceae
Exons: 7
Coding region: 198-2093 (631 amino acids)
Biological process (GO): protein phosphorylation
Cellular component (GO): cytoplasm
Molecular function (GO): protein serine/threonine kinase activity; ATP binding
Source: RefSeq, a predicted model, not a curated record
CUCUCUCUCUCUCUAAAUCGUUCUUUGUGAAAGUUUCCUCCUUUCUACGCAAAAGCGAACGCAGAUCUUAAUGCAGCUACAGUGAUUUCGAUUUUUUUUUUUGGGGUUAAAAUAUAAAACUCUUCUCAUCAGCAUCUGGGUUUCUCCCAAAGUUUGUGCAGAGCCGUUCUUGUUGCUCUUCCACUGAUCUAUAAACCAUGUGGAAGUUCAAACCAUUCGCUCAGAAAGAGCCCGCGGGUCUCGAAGGUCGUUACCUCGAGAUAGGAAGCCUCAAAGUCCAGGUGAGAGGCGUCAUCGCUGAAGGAGGAUUCUCCAGCGUCUACUUGGCUCAAGACACAAACCACGCGUCUAAGCAGUACGCUUUGAAGCACAUGAUAUGCAACGACGAGGAGUCGCUCGAGCUCGUGAUGAAAGAGAUCUCUGUUCUGAAAUCUCUGAAGGGGCAUCCGAACGUAGUCGCGCUGUACGCGCACGGUGUCUUGGAUACGGGGAGGAACAAGAAGGAAGCUCUUUUGGCUAUGGAGUAUUGCGGGAAGUCUCUUGUGGAAGUGCUUGAGAGCAGAGGUGCUGGUUACUUUGAAGAGAAACAGGCUCUUUUGAUCUUCAGAGAUGUGUGUAAUGCUGUCUUUGCGAUGCAUUCUCAGUCCCCACGCAUCGCUCACAGAGACUUGAAGGCUGAGAAUCUUCUAUUGAGCUCAGAUGGACAGUGGAAGCUAUGCGAUUUCGGAAGCGUUUCAACAAACCACAAGGUAUUCGAAAGAGCAGAAGAGAUGGGAAUUGAAGAAGACAAUAUAAGGAAACACACAACACCAGCAUAUAGAGCUCCUGAGAUGUGGGAUCUCUUUCGAAGGGAGAUUAUAAGUGAGAAGGUCGAUAUAUGGGCUCUUGGAUGUCUUUUAUAUCGGAUAUGCUAUUUCAAGAGUGCGUUUGAUGGAGAAUCAAAGCUUCAGGUUUUAAACGGGAACUACCGUAUACCUGAAUCUCCCAAGUACAGUUCCUCUGUCACGGAUCUCAUUAGAGACAUGCUUCAAGGUUCACCUGAUGAACGACCAGAUGUUACACAGGUUUGGUUUCGUGUCAACCAGCAGCUUCCUGCUAAUUUACAGAAGUCAUUACCUGAUGGACCACCUGAAAUGCAAUCUACUGACGGUUCAUCAUCAAAACCAUCAAGCAAAUCUUCUCCAGCACCUCGUAGAAGUCCACCACCUCCACCACCAUCAUCGUCUGGAGAACAAGCUAGUGGAGGAGGCCCUCUUGGUGCCUUUUGGGCGACUCAGCAUGCUCAAACCUCUGUUGUAUCAGAAGACAACAAUACUAACAUAGCUAAAAAGCCUAGUCCUGUGAGAGGAGAGGCUCGAGGUAAGGAUACAAGUCCUGCUGCAGCAGCAGCCAGUAACAGGGCAAGAGUGUCUAAGGACGAUGCUUUUAACUCGUUUGUUGCUGACUUUGAUACCGCGAAGCUUGAUAAUGGUAAUAAACCUGGAAAAGAAGAGGCAUUGGAAGCUGAGAUAGAGAGGUUAAAGGAUGAGUUGAAGCAUACAAAGUCAGAGAAGGCUGAGAUUACUGCUAAGUUCGAAAAGCUUUCUGCUAUCUGCAGAUCGCAGAGGCAAGAGUUGCAGGAUCUCAAGCAAGCACUUGCCUCUAAAUCUGCGUCAGCCUCACCAAGCAGAGACUUGUCACAUAACCAAACAUCUCCAGGGAUGCGUUCCGUGUCCUCAACUCCUUCGAGAGAUAGGGUUGAAGGAAGUGUUUGGGAUCUUCAGCAAACAGACAGGUCUGAUUGGUCAACAGGAAGCUCGGAUCCAAACUCAUGGCAACCUUUUAGUGAACCCGUGUUGGAAUCUGCAUCAAAGACCCUUAAUCAGUCUGUGAGAACAAAAAGUAAACCAGCUUCUUCAGCUCCUGCUCCAGCAAGCCAAGGUUUUGAGCCAUGGGGGUUCGAGACAGAGUCCUUCAGAGCUGCUGCAACGGCUUCAGCGUCUGCAACCCAAAGAUCUGUAAGUUCUGGAAACACUUCACAACAGAGAUUUGGGAACACAAAGAUGAGGGAUAACCAGAAAGCUGCUCAACCUGCUGGAUGGGCUGGCUUCUAAAAAAACUCUCACUCUAUCUCAAUGCUCAUUGAUAUUUCCUCGUACAACAACAACAGCUUCUUGCUUGCCAUUACAGAAUCUUGAAAUCUUUUUGUAGAUGAUCGACCGAACAUCCUUUGUUUUUGGCGGCUAUAUAUAAUAUAUAUAUCUACUGUUUUUAUAGACUGUUUAAACUUACAGAUUUGGUUUUUGAGGAAUGGAUAACUCAUUCUUGAGA